Messenger RNA from Linum tenue, 459 nucleotides. NCBI's taxonomy places the organism in Eukaryota, Viridiplantae, Streptophyta, Magnoliopsida, Malpighiales, Linaceae. The record is from the annotation of a GenBank genome assembly.
AUGCUGGUUGAUGUCUGCAACGGGUCCCUGGAAACCCUUGUGAAAACUUCUCAUCAUGUCUUGACAACAACAGGCUCAAGCACCUAUCUAGGGGAAUCUGCUUGUUGUUCCAUUGUUGAAAGAGAAGGUGGAAAGAAUGGAGACCUGAAAGCGGAAGAGGAUUCGUUUGAGAGCAACGGAUGGAUGAAGCAGGUUUCGUCGACAUUGGCAGUGCCAAGUAACAAGAAGUUUGUGCUGGACGUUACUGGAAGGGUGACAUUCGAGAUGGUGAGAUCGAUUGUGGAGGUUUUGUUGUGGAAGUUGUUGAAGAGAGGUGCUGAUGUGGUUCAUGAUGGGGUAGUAGAAAGAGGGCUUCAGGUUGUUCGAUAUGUUGGUUCUAAGUCUUCUGUUAUUGUUACCAUUUGCCUGACAUUGUAUUUACAUGUUGUGGGAGGCGCCAGGGUGAUGUUGCCUGCUUGA